Messenger RNA from Mercenaria mercenaria, 2397 nucleotides. Its product is annotated as protein PFC0760c-like. The transcript is spliced from 2 exons. Lineage: Eukaryota; Metazoa; Mollusca; Bivalvia; Venerida; Veneridae. Bases 1 to 2397 code for a protein of 798 amino acids. The record is from RefSeq and is a predicted model, not a curated record.
AUGGAUAUAUUAAGUAAAGCAAUACGUUUCUUCUGUAUAUUGACUUUCACACCACUGUAUUGCAUAGCACAGUAUCACACUCGUAACGAUGCAUCAUUGUUAGGAAGUAGAGAACUUGGUUUCGGAGGACAGAAUAGACAGGCAUACCGUGAAGUACAGCCUCAGUCACCGUCUUACUUUGGUUAUCGUACUUAUCCGCUAGAUUCUCGUAUGCUGCUUUCAGAUGGUCAUGGUUUCGAAAUACAAAAUACACAGACACUUCAACAAGCACAGCCUCUGUUGCAGGCAGAAUAUGGUAGCUAUUCUCGAGGUCCUCGUGUGUCACUUUUCGAAGGUCUUCAUUUUGGUAUUCAGAAUAGACAAUCGCACCAACAAGCCGAGCGCCAGUCAAAGCCAGUUUAUGGUACAAAUAAUCAAGGUUCACGUUUGUCACUUUUCGGAGGCCGAAGUCGUAUGCUUUCUGCACAAGCAAAUAGGAGGGAAGACUUACAAGACCAAACAGAGAACCGGGUUGAAAAUUUGCAAGAUCAUAUCGCUGAAAAAGAUGGACGUCGAGUUGAACAAGACUCUAACUAUUCUGAAAUGGUCCAAAAACAGAAACAAAAUCAGGUCAACAAUAACGAUUGGGACUCUUUUGUAACAAACCGUUGGAUUUCCUAUGAAGAUGCGAGUGACAAUGGAUUAGACUCGACAGAUAGUCGUGUUGAAAAUAGAGUAGAACAAUUUGAACACAUACACGAUGAUCGACCUGCCGAUAUUACUGAAGAUAGAUUAGAUACAUCCAAAGAUCUUAUAGAAAAUAGGGUAGAUACAGUUGGAGACAAAAUAAACAGCCACUAUAAAAACAACGAUAAAAAUGAAAAUGACAGGGGCUAUGUUAAUUUAUGGCGUAGUUUUAAUAAUGCUAAAAUCGAUACGCAAUCAGAUGGAUGGGAUUCCAUUGAAGAUACGGUUGGUAAUCGAUUAGAGUUGACAGAAAAGCGUGUUGAAAACAGAGUAGAACAGAUUGAAAACACACUUGGUGAUCAAUCUGCCAAUAUUAUUGAAGACAGAUGGGAUACAACCAAAGAUCUAAUAGAAAAUAGAAUAGACCAAGUUGAAGAUAGAAUUGGUAACAACAAUAACAAUUACAAUUCAUAUAACCUUUAUGAUAACUCUAAAGGCUAUUCAAAUUUAUGGGAUAGUUUAAAUAAUGUUCAAACCAGUACAGAAGUAGGUGAAUCUAAUUCCUUUGAAGAUGCGGUUAAAAAUCGAUUAGACUCGACAGAUAAUCGUGUUGAAAAUAGAAUAGAACAGAUUGAAAACACACUUGGUGAUCAAUCUGCCAAUAUUAUUGAAGACAGAUGGGAUAUAACCAAAGAUCUAAUAGAAAAUAGGGUAGAUAAAGUUGAAGAUAGAAUUGGUAACAACCAUUACAAUUCAUAUAACCUUUAUGAUAACGCUAGAGUCUAUUCAAAUUUAUGGAAUAGUUUAAAUAAUGUUCAAACCAAUACACAAGGAGGUGAAUCUAAUUCCUUUGAAGACGCGGUUGACAAUCUAUUAGACUCGACAGAUAAUCGUGUUGAAAAUAGAAUAGAACAGAUUGAAAACACACUUGGUGAUCAAUCGGCCAAUAUUAUUGAAGACAAAUGGGAUACAACCAAAGAUCUAAUAGAAAAUAAAGCAGAUAAAGUUGAGGAUAGAAUUGGUAACAAUAAUAACAAAUAUAAUUUAUAUAACCUAUAUGAUAACGUUGAAGACAAAACUGACAAUCACAAUAAUAACUACCGUUUGUAUAAUAAUGAUAAAGGCUAUGUCAGUUUAUGGGAUAGUUUAAAAAACAUCCAACAUGUUGAAAAUAGAAUAGAACAGAUUGAAAACUCACAUGAUGACCAUCCUGUCGAUAUUAUUGAAGACAGAUGGGAUACAACACAAGAUGUGAUAGAAAACAGGGUAGAUAAAGUUGAAGACAAAAUUGAUAACCAUUAUGACAAUAAUAACAUAAAUAAUGACAGAGGCUAUGGCAAUUUGUGGAAUAGUUUAAAUAAUACCAAAACCGAUUCACAAUCAAGUGGUUGGAAUUCUUUUUUAUCGAACAUAUGGGGUUCCAGUGAAAAAGCGGUUGACAAUAAAUUGGACGGACUAGAAGAUUAUGUUGACAAUAAAGUAGAUCGGAUUGAAAACACACAUGGUGAACAGGUUGCGGACGCCCUCGAAGAUAAAUCAGAGGCAACUGAAGAUCGGAUAGAAGACAUGGAUGAUGAUAAAAAUAACUGGUUUGACGAUGUUUAUCAUCAUGAUAAUCUUGAUGUUCAUGAUGAUGGUGAUGACGAUCGUAACGACUACAAUAAUGAUAAUGAUAACUCUUGGAGCAGCUUUCUCAAUAUCUGGUCUAGUGUAAAAUCUACAAAUAACUAA